AUUCCAGAAGAGACGGUCGUCAAAAUGUCUGAAAAUACAACUAAUAAACAAAUAUGUGAGCAAUUGAAGAAAGAACGCGCGAAAUGUAAGGAUGUGAAUGAAGAUUUGAAAAAGGAACGAGCGAGUUGCGAUUUUACCAUGGAAGAGGUGACGAAUAUUCUGGAUGGCGGCAAGGAACAGACUGUGCGGAGGAGAAAACUUGAGAACUUAGCAUUAAACAGUGGAGCGUCCAUAGACAAGAUUCCCGAUGAAUGCCUGGACUUGCGGGCGAAAUACGAGAACGCGGUGCGGAAAUCGUGCGACUACUACAACAUUGUAAAAGAUGAGCUGGCAGCUAUGAGUGGGAUUGAAUCUUAUGGAUCCCAAAUAAUCCGCCGUACAGUAGACGGGUUCUUCAAGGACAUAUCUCCGUUCUACCUGCACGUGGGGAUGUUCGUGACGACGGUGAUGGGGCAGUGCACCCCGGAGCAGCAGGCGCGCUGGCUGCCGAAGGCGCUGACCAUGCAAGUGCUGGGGGCUUAUGGACAGACGGAGUUGGGUCACGGCACCAACAUCCGUGGUCUGGAGACGACGGCGACGUACGACCCGGAAACCGAGGAGUUCAUCAUGAACACGCCCACGCUCACCUCCUACAAGUGGUGGGCGGGCACUCUGGGCAAAACCGCCAACCACUGCGUGGUACUAGCUCAGUUGUGGACCCAGGGCAAAUGCCACGGCAUCUAUCCCUUCAUAGUCCAGAUCCGAGACCUGGACACCCAUCAGCCCCUCCCCGGGGUGCACGUGGGGGACGUGGGUCCCCGCAUGGGUUACACCACAGCUGAUAACGGGUUCCUGGGUAUGAAGAAUGUGAGAAUACCCAGGGAGAAUAUGCCGAUGAAGAACGCCCAAGUACUUAAGGACGGUACAUUCGUGAAGAAAGACCGUCACGGCAAACUCACAUACGGGACGAUGGUGUUCGUGCGAGUGACUCUGGUCAGUGACGCGGCGUUCUACGUCGCUAAGGCCGCUACUAUAGCUGUGAGAUACUCUGCCGUGAGACGACAGUGCCAGGCUAAGGAGAAUGAACCCGAGCUCCAAAUCCUGGACUACCGGACGCAGCAGCACAAGCUGUUCAUCUGUAUCGCGACAGCUCACGCGCUGCAGCUCGCAGCGAGAUGGCUGUGGAAGACAUUCACUGAUGUGCUGGCUGAUCUCAGAGAGGGAAAUGUAGAGAAAUUACCUGAGUUACACGCGCUAUCCAGCUGCCUCAAAUCCGUCAGCACCUCCGACGCCUCCACCUGCGUGGAACAAUGUCGGUACGCGUGCGGCGGGCACGGGUAUAUGAUGUCCUCAAACCUGCCCUACAUAUACGGCCACGCGGUCGCCAUACGGACCUACGAGGGGGACUAUACGGUGCUGCUGCUGCAAGGUGCCAGGUAUUUAGUGAAAGCCUGGGAGCAGAUGGAAGCUGGUAACCGUCUCACGCCGACAGUAGCAUACCUGAGCAACGCCGUGAGCAACCAGCAGGCGAAGUGGGAGAACACGCCGGAGGGAAUCAUCAGAGCUUUCCAGGCUGUUGCUGCUGCGAAAAUCCAGUUUUGCGUGCAAAGCAUUCGCGAUCUUAUGAAGUCCGGCAAAUGUUACGAAGACGCCUGGCAGCUGACGACCCUGCAGUUGGUAGAGGCGGCAGAGGUCCAUUGUCGUGCCGUGAUGCUAGACACAUACUGGAAGGAGAAUCUCCGACUGACUGCGAGCUGUAGCGACAACGUCAAGAGGGUUCUACGCCAGUUGACUAGUCUGUACAUUAUAUACUGGGCACUGGACAGAGCGGGCGAUUUGUUGAGGUACACAUGUUUAUCGGAAAAGAACGUCAAUAUACUGGAGAGGCAAUACGAGGAACUACUGGCGGCGCUCAGACCAAACGCCGUGGGACUCGUAGAUGCUUUCGACAUCAGGGAUGAGAUCCUCAACUCGAGUCUGGGCGCGUACGACGGCCACGUGUACAUCCGCCUGAUGGAGGAGGCGAUGAAGAGUCCGCUCAACGUGCAGGAGGUGGAUCCCAGCUUCCACAAGUACAUACGACCGCUGGCUAAGGGGAAACUGUGA
Messenger RNA from Aricia agestis (brown argus), 2085 nucleotides. RefSeq names its product probable peroxisomal acyl-coenzyme A oxidase 1. Gene Ontology annotation, cellular component: peroxisome. The transcript is spliced from 13 exons. Gene Ontology annotation, biological process: fatty acid beta-oxidation using acyl-CoA oxidase; lipid homeostasis. The record is from RefSeq and is a predicted model, not a curated record. Lineage: Eukaryota; Metazoa; Arthropoda; Insecta; Lepidoptera; Lycaenidae. Bases 25 to 2085 code for a protein of 686 amino acids. Gene Ontology annotation, molecular function: FAD binding; fatty acid binding; acyl-CoA oxidase activity.